AUGAAGGUUCUCAUCGUCGGUGGUACGGGUUACCUCGGCCAGUUCCUCGUCAAAGCGUUUCUGGAGCCAGGAAACGCGGCGGAGGCUGAUGGUUACUCCACGCGCGAUGACGUGGCGUUGACAUGCUGCUCCUCCCCGCCAACUGCGGAGCAGGUGGCCGCGCUCGGCGGGCCGCGCGCGUUCCGCGUGGAUCUGGCGAGCGGUGACGGGCUCGCGACGUGCAUUGCGGAAUUCGGACUGGUUG
This is a messenger RNA of Closterium sp. Naga37s-1, 244 nucleotides long. Lineage: Eukaryota; Viridiplantae; Streptophyta; Zygnematophyceae; Desmidiales; Closteriaceae. The record is from the annotation of a GenBank genome assembly.